Molecule: messenger RNA, 1577 nt
Organism: Diabrotica virgifera virgifera (western corn rootworm)
Lineage: Eukaryota; Metazoa; Arthropoda; Insecta; Coleoptera; Chrysomelidae
Exons: 8
Coding region: 63-1415 (450 amino acids)
Source: RefSeq, a predicted model, not a curated record
UCUUCAAAAUCAUUCAUGAAGAACUAUAACGAAUUGUGUUCUGCUUCUUCGAAUUAAUCGUAAUGGAUUCGGGACAAUCGGUAGUCAAUGAUCCCUACUCGCCGAUAGAAACAGAGAAUUUUCCAACUACAAAUGACCCAGUUACAGAGCCAACAACGGUUCCUGGUGUUAUUGGUUUUGAAGGAAAUGAGACAAAGCCUCAUGUAACAGUAAUACCAACCUCAUUACUUUACAAUCGAACACACAAGUCAAUUAACGAUCUUUUAUAUAAUGGUACCGGAUACUAUAUCGACGAUGAAGAGGAGUCAGGUUUAACUGACCUGGAUACCUUACUGUUAGCAUGUUUGGUUACAUUGGUUUUAUUAGCUCUUGCUGGUUCUACUGCCUUCCUACUUAGGUUACUGUGGAAAAAAUAUAGAAGAAGCAAAGUAAAUGCUCAGUACGACGGGAUAUUACACAGGGAAGGAACUUCCGAAUCGAUAUCUAGGCCAUUACAUUCUCAUCUUCUCGAUGAUAAAAAUCUAAACGACACUCACCUAUCCGUAAAUCUAGAAGACUUAGAAGUAGUUAAUGGAGUUGAAAUGAACACCCAAGUAAGAAGCAAUAACCAUUCGAACACCAACGGCAGCAUCAUAACUAUGACGCUAAAAAAUAAUCAUCUCAUUGUUGAAACUGAAGAACGAAAUGACCUGCAAGAAGACAGUAGAGAAACUACUAUGCGAUAUUCUCCCAGUGCCAGAGAUGGUGUCUUCGUUGUAGAAGUACAGCAAGGUGUGAGAAGAAGCCCUGGAUCUGGAGAACAAACGUCUUGUGUUGAUCCCGAGGUGUCUGUAUCAGUAGGUGACCAGUGUGCGCUGGUGCACAAUCCUCCAGAUAAGUACAGCGAUGAGGAAACCCUUGGAGAAUACGACGAGAGUGAAUACUGUAUCGAAAUGGUGUCACCGGAAACUCCAGAUUCCGCAUCGUCCAAAGCAAAAACUGGUUUAACACAAUCCAACACUAGUCUUAGCCAUAGUUCUUACUGCUACACAAAUCAACAAUGUUAUGAUAUAGACAACUACGGUUCCAGUCAAUAUAAAGGGUAUACAGUGUGUGACGACCAACCCGUAGCCAAAUGUAUUGAUGAUACCAGACCAAAAAUCAUGGCAGCCAUUUAUAAAAAUACACUAAAGAGGAGCCCUAGUACAGAAGAUUUACAUAUGGCUUCUAUAAGCGGGGGGUUAGUUGAGGAUAGUACAGUUCUCCGAAACUCGUCUAAUAGGUCGAUUAACGAUAAAAUACCAACUCCGGAAUCUUCAAAAGUAGUUGAGAAACCGAAAAUCACAGGUGAAUUAUCAUCAAGCAAGGAAGCGGAAACGAGGUCUAAGGAUUACGAAAAUAAAGGGUUCGAAUGCAACGACUUGGCGAAAAGUUAAAAAUUGCUAUUAUUAUUUUAACUCAAUCUCUAUUAGGUACAAAUCUAAUGCCCACCUGUACGUUACAGAGCUUUUCACUUUGAUGGUUUUUACCGGUUGUUUUAGAAAGAGUGCACUUUAAAUAAGUUACAAUGUAUUUCAAAUUAAGCGGGAUAUCUUGGC